CUGAAUUAUCUGUCUCCAGCCUGGGCAGAGCAGCAGAGUAUUACCGCUGCCUGACACUAGAGGCUGGAGCCUUGUGUUGUUUUGGUUAGCGGGACGUUAGCCCAUGCUUCUUUCGGUUGUAGCCGGUUGUAGCGGCGAUGGCUCUCCCAUAAAGCAAAAGGGAGAGGGGAGAGAGCGGGGGGGCUGUGUGUGUUUCUGACUUAAAGACGCACGGAGCUGAAGAGCCGUGGUGGCCAUGGCUGGUGUUUUCGACAUCGAUCUGGAUCAACCGGAUGAGAAAGUCUCUGACGACGAACUCGAGGACGGGGGUCAGCUCAGUGAAUACAUGGACCAAUGCAGUGGCUUUGAAUUUAACAUGGAUGACUGUGAGAAGUUUGAAAUUUCAGAGAACAGCGUGAACAAGGGAACAGAGCAGAUCAGGCCUGAAUGCUUUGAGCUGCUGAAAGUUUUGGGGAAAGGUGGCUAUGGAAAGGUGUUUCAAGUUCGGAAGGUAUCGGGUGCCACCUCUGGGAAGAUAUUUGCUAUGAAAGUUCUGAAGAAGGCCAUGAUUGUGCGUAAUGCGAAGGACACUGCGCACACCAAAGCCGAGAGGAACAUUCUGGAGGAGGUGAAGCACCCUUUCAUUGUGGACCUCAUCUAUGCCUUCCAGACGGGCGGAAAGUUGUACCUUAUCCUGGAGUAUCUGAGCGGUGGGGAGCUGUUUAUGCAACUGGAAAGAGAGGGCAUCUUCAUGGAAGACACAGCAUGUUUCUACCUGGCUGAGAUCUCGAUGGCGCUGGGCCACCUGCACCAGAAAGGCAUCAUCUACAGAGACCUGAAGCCCGAGAACAUCAUGCUCAACAACAACGGACACGUGAAGCUGACAGACUUUGGUCUAUGCAAAGAGUCCAUCCAUGACGGAACGGUCACCCACACCUUCUGCGGCACUAUCGAAUACAUGGCUCCAGAGAUCCUAAUGAGGAGCGGACAUAACCGGGCAGUGGACUGGUGGAGUUUGGGAGCUCUCAUGUACGACAUGCUGACGGGAGCGCCUCCAUUCACCGGUGAAAACCGAAAGAAGACAAUUGACAAAAUCCUGAAAUGUAAACUCAGCCUUCCACCUUACCUCACACAAGAAGCCAGGGACCUCCUAAAAAAGCUGCUGAAACGAAAUGCCUCAUUGCGACUCGGGGCUGGACCAGGAGAUGCUGCUGAGGUCCAGAGCCACGCAUUUUUCCGGCAUAUAAAUUGGGAUGACCUCCUCGCUCGCAAAGUAGAGCCUCCGUUUAAACCUUUCCUGCAAUCAGCUGAUGACGUCAGCCAGUUUGACUCCAAGUUCACCAGCCAGACUCCAGUGGACAGCCCAGACGACUCCACUCUCAGCGAAAGUGCCAAUCAAGUCUUCCUGGGUUUCACAUAUGUAGCCCCAUCUGUGCUUGAAAACGUCAAAGAGAAGUUCUCUUUCGAGCCAAAGGUCCGCUCUCCGCGGAAGUUCCCAGGAAGCCCAAGAACACCUGUGAGUCCAGUGAAGUUCGUAGGAGGGGACUGCUGGCCCCGAGGACCAACGCUGACCGGCUGUCCAUCCCUCUUGGCCCCUGGCAGCUCCUCGGAGCAACCGAUGGAGGUGUCGACGGCGGAGCAAAUGGACACGAGCGGCAGCGGCAACUCCGAGGCUUCUGCGCCGCUUCCCAUCAGGCACCCUUCAGGCAUCAACGUAGGGCCCUACAAAAAGCAGGCCUACCCCAUGAACUCCAAGCGGCCUGAACAUCUACGAAUGAACCUAUGAUGCUCGCCCCGCCCUACGAACAUUAGGACUCUUCUAAUUCCUCCUCUUCCCCUUUUUAUUGUUUUCUUUCCAAGAGACUUGUAGAUUAUUAUUUUUUAAAUUGACUGACACUGUCAAUGCUGAUCACCAGCUCUUCCUUCCAGCAGCGCCUUCCCUUCCUCUUAGCCUCCCACAUCCUCCCGACUUAGCCUGGCCUCCUCAGCCUGAUGCAGCAAUUUUAAAUACGGUUAGACAUGUGGUCAGUCGGAGGAGUGAUCGAGAGAGGCGCUCUUCAAAUGAAAGUUGACUUCCUCGUUGGCGGGGGUGAUGCCAGCUGUUGAGUGGGCUGAGGUGGUUUCGGUGUACUCAACAUGGCAUUACCGUAAGAUUUACUGGUGCUCUUUUAUCCUGUUUUAUUUAUAAGUCUGGACAAUGUUACUUUUAGUGUUUACGGCUAGUUGCCUCCAUCGUGGUGGGAGAAUUCGGUUGCAGAGGGGGUGGUUAUUUCUCCCUCCAGGCUUUUUCUUUUGAUUUAACGACCAUCUUGUGAUGUGUGAAGAAACAUGCAGGUUACACUGUCAGUAGGUAGUUCCACAGUGAACACAGUAUUCCUUUUUUUAAUGUUACGUUAGGGGAAAACAAUCACAUUGCCUUUUGUCACUGGAGCGAGCGGUUCCGGGGGAGGUAGAGGCGGGGAGAAGCAACGACUUACGGAAAAAGCAGCUAUAAAAAGACAAGAAGUGAAAUCUCAGCUGAAAGCAUCACUUCCACCAAAAUCAAUACCAAAUGCUGCCCGCUGCUAUACGUGUCCUGGGAUGCUUUCUGUACGAGGUCUGUCCAGAAGCACCGUCCGGUUUCUUUGUGUUGAAUGUAAACAGACUCGAAAUGCCUUUUUUUUAUUUUUUUUAUGUGCCACUUCAGUCUCCCGUGCUUCGCUCUAACAACCCGCAGCAUUACUUUUACUCAUCCAUUCACGUAGCCCGUGGUUGAGACCAAUCCAACAAACGUUGACCGAAUAUGCUCACCCAAAUUGAUGUAUCUUAGCUUUUUUUUUUGUGCAUUUACAGUAACAGGGCUAAAAUCCCAGAUUUAUACGAGUGGACCAUUUACUAACUUCUGUCUGAGCUGAGAUGAGAUGUGUGAUCUGUUUGUGUGAUGUGACGCUGCUAUAUGAGCCUCUGGAGUGAAGCCAUUCGAAAACUACUCACCCUAAAAACUGACGAUGCUAAUUUGAAAAAUCGAGUUUUUUGCUCAAGUCUGAAUGGCUCCCUGACGUUUUUUGUUUUUUUUUCUCGUUUAUCCAAAUGCUUAGUGCUUAAUGAACUGACCAAAAGUACUGUUUGAACGAACCAAAUGCUUUUAAACGCUGGUAAACGAACAAACCCUGGACAAUGACCAUAGAAGUGUGUCGCUGUUUUUUUUGUUUUUCAAACACGUCAUAUUUGUUCAUACUGACUUCGUUUCUCACGUCGGAGCUCGCGGAGCCGUUUUUAAAUGUGUUGAACCUGUACGUUACUUUGAGAAUGUUUAACUUAGAUGAAGAUGGAGUUUAAUAUAUGGAUCAGUGCCGAGCUUCUUUGACCAUUCUGAUACGACUGCGUUCAAGACCAGUCACUCCGCUUUUUUUACUUCACUUUAUUUGAUAUUUAUUUUAAGUGCCAUUGUGUUUCCACUGCAUUGUUCACACUAUGCAAACUAUGUAUUUAUUAUGUAGUAUUAUUAAGACGAGGCAGCAGAAUGUGUGAUGAUUUGAUUUGGGAUUCUUGUCAGAGACUUAUUUUGUCUUAAUAAUAAUAAUGAUAACGAGCAUGUACAGUAUGAUUUUUAUCUCCACAGAUCAUGUCUUACAGCAACCUCAGAUGCAGCUUUUGUUUUUGAUUCCGGUGACCUAACCUUACAGUAUUUACGUGGCAUAGAAUAUUCACAAAACAUUUUGAUAUCUUUAAGACUUUCCUUGGUGAAAACUUGAACUUCAGUUUGUCUUUUUUGCAGUGCUUGAGAAGAAACUCGUGCAAAAACUCGUGGGGAUGGCAUAAAUUGUGCCUUUGCUGACAGAGUACAUUGUAAACGUUUGUAGGAAAAAGGUUGGGAAUGAUUCAUAAGGUUUCACUUCCUGUUAAAUCUCUCAAGGAUGUCCAUUUAUUUUGCUUUACCACUUCAUCGAUGCGAUCUGAGUGGGAUUAUGUUUCGACUGUUAACGUCUAAGAGGGGUUCUGACAUUUGAAAUGAGAAAUUCAGCUUCUUCCACAUGAAGAUGUCAAUCUUAAAAUCGAGCUUACUUCAGGUGUGCAACACCGUCUUUGGGUAGAAGGGGUGUUUAAGUCACUGAUGGGCAUUGAAUUAACAUUAUUUCUGUUGUUUCGUCACCGAGGUCUGCCCCUUCAGAUGGGGAAUGUUAAUAUGUAUCAUGUACAUAAUGAAGUCAAAAUAAAAAAAUAAAAAA
Larimichthys crocea (large yellow croaker) is the source of this 4187-nucleotide messenger RNA. RefSeq names its product ribosomal protein S6 kinase b, polypeptide 1a (gene rps6kb1a). The transcript has 15 exons. Gene Ontology annotation, biological process: protein phosphorylation; signal transduction. Gene Ontology annotation, molecular function: ATP binding; protein serine/threonine kinase activity. Bases 236 to 1765 code for a protein of 509 amino acids. Lineage: Eukaryota; Metazoa; Chordata; Actinopteri; Sciaenidae. The record is from RefSeq and is a predicted model, not a curated record.